UUACUUCAUCAUCAGCUGACUGAAGUGGGCGGGGUUUUUCCAUACGAUGCAGGAAGUGUUAUGAUACACACCAAGCUUUGUAUUCCACGAUGUCUAAAUAUGAAGAAUAUAUUUGAGAUAAUUACAUCAAAGCGUCUUUGAGAGCGUAAAGGAGUGCGGUGAAAUCAGGCAGGAGACAGCAUGUCUGAGCACAGUGACUCCAGUCUGUCGUCUGAGGAGAGGGUCCGCGCGCUCACCAAGAUGGGCAGCUCUGUGGACGUGAGUGAGGACGUGCCGCCCCGCCGAUACUUCCGCUCAGGGAUGGAAAUCAUCCGAAUGGCCAACAUCUAUGCAGACGAGGGGAAUGUCGAGCAUGCUUUUAUUCUGUACAAUAAGUACAUCACGUUGUUUAUUGAAAAACUUCCUAGACAUCGGGAAUAUAAAACAGCCAACAUUCCUGAGAAGAAAGAAACGAUGAGGAAAUUAAAGGAAAUCGCCUUCCCGAAAGCUGAGGAACUGAAAAAGUUGCUUCUCAAACAGUAUGAAAAAGAACAUGCUGAAUAUCUUGUCCGAAAGAGAGCGGAGGAUGAGGCCCAGGCUCGAGAAGCGGCCAAGCAGCGGGAGCUGGAGGCUGAGCAACAGAGACUGGCCGAACUGCAGGAGCGUCAGCGCGAGCAGCAGCAGCUCAGCGCCUUUGAGGAGAUGAUCCGCAGACAGGAGCUGGAAAAGGAGCGCCAGCGCAUCGUGCAGGAGUUCAGCAUCCCAGCGACACCUGUCUCUCCCCGAGACAUCCUGGUGCCCGACGUACAAGGACCUCCACAGGCCUCAUUUUCACCACUGACGCCCCCCGGGGGAACCCCAAACCACGUCUCUCCAACUCCAGGCCUCCCCGCGUUUGACCGCUCCCUGAAGCCUAGUGCUCCAGUCAGUGCAGGACACAGUGCGUUGAUAAAUGGCUUGCGGCAGCUUUCUGUCCCCGCCGAGCUGUGCCAAAGGUUUUUAAAACUAGCAGAUGCCAACACAGCACGGGCGGUGGAGACCUGUGGGAUUCUCUGUGGAAAGCUGAUGAAGAACGCCUUCACAGUGACACACGUGAUCGUGCCCAAGCAGUGUGGAGGACCAGAUUACUGUGACACAGAGAACGAGGAGGAACUUUUCCUGAUCCAGGAUCAGAAUGAUCUCAUUACUCUGGGCUGGAUUCAUACCCAUCCGACCCAGACGGCCUUUUUAUCCAGUGUGGACAUGCACACACAUUGCUCUUAUCAAAUGAUGCUUCCAGAGUCUAUAGCCAUUGUGUGCUCACCUAAAUUUAACGAGACGGGCUACUUUCGGCUGACAGACUGCGGGAUGGACGAGAUCUCUUCCUGCAAACAAAGAGGAUUCCACCCGCAUCCAAAGGAGCCGCCCCUGUUCUCCGCUAGUCAACACGUCACCAUCACAGACGGAAGUGUGACCGUGCUGGAUUUGCGGUGAUGCCAUUGCUGCUGCUUCGAAACAUGUGCCUUUGCUCUUGACCUCACAGUGACAGACCAAGGAGCUUCUAAUGGUUAAAAAAAGUCCAGCGCCGAUCAUUGCUACACUUGGCCUCUAUUAUCGCAUCUUAGCAGUCUGUAUUUAUUGGUUUAAUUCUAAAAAAUAAUAUCCAAAUGUGACCAAUAAAAGCUUAAAGUUGAAGUGUGUAAUUUUUAGAACCAGCAGCAUCAAACAAAUUUGCAUAAAUAAAGGUAAGAUCUCAAGAAAGCAUAACAGAAAAAUAGAAAUGCAUGGCUUCUGUGAGCUUCCAUUUAUUUAAAAACGGUUAAUUCUGUUUGAUGUUGUAGAAAUUACACAUUUCACCUAAAAACAAACGUUACGGUAUUCACUGCAAAAAAGAUUUUCCAGUACAAAUAUCUAAACAUUUUUAAAUCAAGAAACAUUUACUUGAGUAACAAAAUUAAGUGUUGUUUUCUGAAAAAUGUAUCAAAAUUAAUUGAGUUUAUGCUUGUGUGUGUGUAUGUAUGUAUAUAUAUAUAUAUAUAUAUAUAUAUAUAUAUGUAUAUGUGUGUGUGUGUGUGUGUGUGUGUGUUUUUCUUAUCCCAUUAACAGAUAUUUUUCUUGUUUUAAGCAUAAACUCACUUAAUUUUGAUAAAUUUUUUAGAAAACAACACUUAAUAUCUUACUUUUAUUUGAGAAGGAAAAUAACCUAUCUUGAUUUAUGAAUUACUGUAUGUUUGUGAAGGAAAACCAGACAGAAAUACCAAGUAAUAGAAUCAUUUUUUUGCAGUGAUGUCCAUUUUGUAGCUUUUUAAAAGACUGAAGGCUUAUUGACAUGGCUCAUGUGCAGGAUCACUUAUGCCAUUCACUUAAUAGUGUACUACUGUUAUAUUUGAUUUAAAUAUGCCGUUGUUUUACCUCUGCCUCUGUUCAUACUGGAAAUGUUUCAGACCUUUAUGUUGAUUAAAAGAUCCUCAUAUGCUAUCCUUCAUAUGCGUGACAAUGAAUCAGCUGAUUCUUGAAGUCUGACUGUGAUUUUGACAUAUGCUACUUUAAUGUUUCAGACUGUUAACAUGAUGGCAGAUGAUCAUAGGGAGCAAAAACAUAUUCGUUUUCAUGUUCUUUCAGCCAAACUAUUCUCUGUUGCAUUCCAUAUCAUUUUGCUGUUAGACUUGAAAGCUUAUUUUGUAUGUAAUUUCCUGUAGUCAUGAGGUUCAUUUUAAGGUUCUGAAGCUUUGUAUCUUUUAUUAAUACAUAGUUAAAUGCAAAUAUACCUUCACUUCAAAUAUCUAUUUAGGCAAGACACUACAGGGAAAACUUUCCAGUUAUAUUUCUGUCUAUAUUCUGAAUGUUUUUAACAUAGCAUUUGCUUGAUUUUUCUUACGCUUUUUUAUUAUUUAUUCUGGCCGUUGACAGUAUUUUCUGAUUUAUGAAGUGAUAAAAAGAGAUAUCCCAACUCCCCUCUGUAAAAACCAGAUUUCUGUUCUGGAAAUGUAUGCAGAUAUGUGCGUAUUUAAUUAUACAAUGGCUUGUUUGCAUAUUUAAGCAUAACAUUUCAGAAACACAAAACUGUUGUUUUAAUGUACUGUGAUUAAUCAACUAUGAUGAUAUCUAUUAGUUAAAAUAUCUACCCUUUCAUGUCACCUGUGGUGUUUUGCCUUAAGUUAUAUUAAAGGCUUUGAAAACUAACUUUCUUUUUAUUGCACUUAUGGACUGAAAAUAAACUAUAUGUUUAUUGCUUAA
Molecule: messenger RNA, 3195 nt
Organism: Ctenopharyngodon idella (grass carp)
Lineage: Eukaryota; Metazoa; Chordata; Actinopteri; Cypriniformes; Xenocyprididae
Gene: stambpa
Product: STAM binding protein a
Exons: 10
Coding region: 181-1452 (423 amino acids)
Biological process (GO): protein K63-linked deubiquitination
Cellular component (GO): endosome; cleavage furrow
Molecular function (GO): protein binding; K63-linked deubiquitinase activity; metal-dependent deubiquitinase activity
Source: RefSeq, a predicted model, not a curated record